AUGCAGCCAAAGCUUGAAGCGCAAGCCCCGCCGCCCCGACCUCUGCAUGCGCUCAAAGGCUCUUGCCUGGACGCAGAGCUGGUAGCGCUUGAAGAGUUGGGCGCAGGGGUCUCCGCUGCCGUCGCCGCCCUCGCCCUUCAGGAACUUCUCGGCGAACCAGCGGUUGAAGCACUGGUCGUACUCCCGCUUCAUCUCCGUGCAGGCCUCGCCGACGCUGUUCAUGGCGACCGCAGCACCGACGGAGCCGACCCUCCAAGCGCGGACCCGGAAGUAAGUGUGACUUCCACCUUUUGCGCACGGAAGCGAGGUUACGUGCCGACGCACUUCCGGAGCGCCGGACCAGAGGAAGGCAUGUGGGCUCGGCAGCUCGCCCGUAUUUUCCGUGCGGGGUUUUGCUCUCGGGCUGGCGUUCCUGAAGGGGAUCUCCCCGCGCCGCCUAGGGAAGCAGGGGCUCCCCGGAAUAAAAAAGUAACUUUGGAAUUGCUUGAUCACCUGGAGCACCUGGCGCUUGUCGAUUUCCGCAAUCAGGAAGGUGUGGAGCGUUUGGAGAAAGCCAUCGAAUUUGCUGAAAAACUCCAUGCAGUUAAUACAGAUGGAGUAGAGCCAAUGGAUUCAGUACUGGAAGACAGGUAUCUGUACCUCAGGGAAGAUGAAGUCACAGAAGGCAAUUGUGCAGAGGAGCUACUGGAGAAAGCCAAGCAGACCAUUGAAGACUAUUUUGUAGCUCCACCAGGUAACAUCCCUUUACCAGAGCUGGAAGACAGGAGUUUUCUGUAUAAAGAAGAGUCCUAGGCUCUACAUCAGAUGCCACAAUAGACUUCUUCAGCUGCCAGCAUCUACUCCAUGAAGCUGCAUCCAGGAUAAAUCUUCACCGCAUCCCUUGUGCAACUUGAGUUUUCUCUCUGAAAUGACUGCUGUUUCUGUACUGCUUAGGCCUAAGUUAUUACCGACUCUGGAAUUUUUCAAUUAUUUGUGUAUACAUUCCAACAAUGAGGCCAACAAUCCAACCCAGAGUUAAGUGUAAUUAAACCUGCUUAUUUCAAUUGGCUUUGGAUGUACCCAACACCAUUUUUCGUUAUGGCCAAAAGGUUUUCAUGACUGUAACCCCUUUGCUCCUUCAAAAACAAACACCCAAAACCAAACUUUCUACUUCUGAAGGGGAAAUGGUUUUAGAAAAAUGAAAUGUCAUGGGUCUAAAUAUGACUGAGAAACCAGAUAGCAGAAUGUAGCAGAUUUCUGAGCUCUGUAUAUUGAAAGGAGAGUGAUCAUGGCAAGGACCAUUGUCCAGUGUUCUGUCUGGAUAAGCAGACAUAUUUGGGGAGCAGAAUCUCAAGGCUAUCCAGCUGCCAAAGGUGCUCGAGGAUGGAGUGGCUGUCUGUGAUGCGCAGAAUGGUAUGAGAUGAAAGAGGGGCAACACAGACUUCUGGCAGUUUCUUCCUAUCCACCCCAAGAGAGAUUCUGGGCUAGCCCACACCUCUCAAAACAUGGGAGAAGUAUAGGUGUGAUGUUUAAUGGUACAAGA
Molecule: messenger RNA, 1522 nt
Organism: Lacerta agilis (Sand lizard)
Lineage: Eukaryota; Metazoa; Chordata; Lepidosauria; Squamata; Lacertidae
Gene: GATC
Product: glutamyl-tRNA amidotransferase subunit C
Exons: 4
Coding region: 1-792 (263 amino acids)
Biological process (GO): regulation of translational fidelity; mitochondrial translation; glutaminyl-tRNAGln biosynthesis via transamidation
Cellular component (GO): mitochondrion; glutamyl-tRNA(Gln) amidotransferase complex
Molecular function (GO): glutaminyl-tRNA synthase (glutamine-hydrolyzing) activity
Source: RefSeq, a predicted model, not a curated record